Aplosporella prunicola CBS 121167 is the source of this 687-nucleotide messenger RNA. RefSeq lists its product as uncharacterized. The annotation marks the transcript as partial. Gene Ontology annotation, cellular component: actin cytoskeleton; cytoplasm; Arp2/3 protein complex. The transcript is spliced from 4 exons. Gene Ontology annotation, biological process: Arp2/3 complex-mediated actin nucleation; regulation of actin filament polymerization. Gene Ontology annotation, molecular function: actin filament binding. Lineage: Eukaryota; Fungi; Ascomycota; Dothideomycetes; Botryosphaeriales; Aplosporellaceae. The record is from RefSeq and is a predicted model, not a curated record.
CCAUGUCGCAAAUCAACUGGCGCACCAUCAACAUCGAUGCCCUCGAUCCAGACUCGCCCGCCAACUUCGACAUGGCCAGCCUGACCCCGGCCGUCGCCCCCGUCGCCACGGCCGACGUGCAGACGCUGGCGGGCCAGAUCCGGCAGCUGCUCAGGGGUGGUGACAGCGAGGGCGCGCUGCGCGGUGCGCUCGAGAAUGCACCUUACGGUGCCGAUCAGCAAGGGAAGGACGUCCACACCGCUACCGUCAUCGAGAUCCUUCAAUCCAUCCGCCAGACCGAAAUGUCGCCCAUCCUGAGUAGGAUAUACGAAUCGGACGGUGGCUCCGAGGUCUUGGAUACGCUGAUGAAGUACCUGUACAGAGGCAUGGGACAGGCGCACUCGGGCCCUAAACAAGUCACGCCGCAAGCGACGGGCUUCUCGCAAGUGCACACGCGCGUCGGAGCCGGCGAGGGCAGUGGUCAAGCCAUGAGCGUGUUGCUCAGCUGGCAUGAAAAGCUCGUCGAGAUUGCCGGCCUCGGCAGCAUCGCCCGCGUCAUGUCCGACCGACGAACAGUCUAGAGCCUCUAUGCUAACAAAGUCUUGGCACGCACGGCGCGCACAGCCUCGCUUGGUGCGGUAGACGUAGAUGCAGGACGCGCACGCCUGGCAGCUGCGGCUGUGAUGCGCACGUAUGGCUGGCUGGCCG